This is a messenger RNA of Cryptosporidium ubiquitum, 1773 nucleotides long. Its product is annotated as SF II RNA helicase. Gene Ontology annotation, molecular function: ATP binding; nucleic acid binding. NCBI's taxonomy places the organism in Eukaryota, Apicomplexa, Conoidasida, Eucoccidiorida, Cryptosporidiidae. The coding region runs from base 1 to 1773 and encodes 590 amino acids. The transcript has a single exon. The record is from RefSeq and is a predicted model, not a curated record.
AUGACAAUUUAUAGGUCAUUAUUUAUGUUUUCAAAAGAUUUAAAUAAAAAUGAAAUUCCUGGUGAUAUUAAACUCAAAAUAAAUCAUAAUAUAAGAUUUUCAGAUUUUAACCUUCAUAGAUGUUUAAUUGAUGCGCUUUUAUGCAAUGGUUUAAUUUUUCCAUCACCAGUACAAUAUCACGUUUUGAGCCAGGGAGCCAUUGAAGAAAACUUAAUUGUCCAAGCAAAAUCUGGGACAGGAAAAACUAUUGCAUUCGUUUUAUUCAUUUUAAAUAAACUAUUGAAUCAUCUAGAUCAUGAUUUGAAACAGUUUCAUGGAUGUUUUGAAUUGCAAUCGCUUUUAAUAGCACCAACAAGAGAAAUAUGCAUUCAAAUAAACAAAACUAUAUCAAUGUUUUUAAAUUCAAUUAAAGAUAAUUAUCUUAUAGACAAUAUUUGCUGUAUAGGGGGAAGCCCUAUUUCUGAAGAUUUUGAAGAAUUUAAUCUCAAUACUCCGACAAUAAUGGUAUCUACACCAGGGAGAUUUAUUCAAUUAAUGAAUUAUGAGCCGAAUAAAUUUUUGUCCGUAAAAAUGCUAAGGAAAUCACUGUUUUUUCUACUUUUUGAUGAAGCUGAUCGUCUUCUUGAAGAUUGUUUUAUUGAACAGUCAAAGCAUUUACUAGAACUAUGUUUGGGUUCAUCCACUACACAGUUUAUUGCAUGUUCAGCAACUUUCCCUAUGGAUAAAUUACAGCUAUUGAAGAGAAUGUUACUUAAAAUUAACAUAAAUGCAGGGGAUUGCAAAUUACUUAAAUUGAGGCAAAUUCAACUCUGUUCAUCAUUUGGAACGAACUAUAGAAACAUUGAUAAUAUUGAAGCAAUAAAUUAUGUUCAAGAUGUAAGAAACACAGAUGGUAUGAAUUCUAUAUCAAAAUUAGCAAUUUCGAAUACUCUUGAAAGCCCAGUACUAAAAAAUAUGAAUUUUUUUCUCUAUGAUUUGUUUUUAAAUGAAAUAUUUCAAUUAAAUGCAUUCGAUGAAAACAAUUACCAUCAAUGGGCAUAUUUAUUAAAUUCAAUAGUUGAUGUUUUGAUCAGAGUUCCAUUUAGACAAUCGCUCAUUUUUACUAAUAAUGGCUCAGUUGGAUAUAAAAUUAUGUCUGCUUUAAAGUCUUUAAAUAUUCCUGUCUCAUAUACUAGUGGGAAAAGAUCGCAAAUUGAAAGAGAAGAAAUAAUUACUUCAUUAAAUGAAAAUAGGUGUAGAGUUGUAGUUUGCUCUGACUUACUUGCACGAGGAAUUGAUAUAAAGAUGAUUGACCUUGUAAUUAAUGUUGAUGUACCUAUUGACAAAGAGACUUUUUUGCAUCGUGCAGGCAGAUCUGGCAGAUUUGGGCAGAAAGGCAUUGUAGUUUGCAUACCUUCUCAUAAGCAAGAUUAUGACUCAUUUUUAUAUUUUUAUAAUCAAUUGGAAAUAAAUUUUUUAAGUUUUUGUGAACAAUUUAAUCAUGUGGAAAAAAAUAACAAAUCAUACCCUUCUUAUGAUAAUACGGACUUAAGUUUAGGGAUAAAUUCUAUUCUAACUCCACCAGUGUUGGAAUCAUCUGAAGACGUCUUUGCUGGACUUGAGGAUUCCAAGGACAACAAUUUGAAUGAAAAGAGUGAAAAUAUUGAUUUAUCAUGUUCAACUAUUAACGUGACUUCUCUAGAUUAUUACAAAACAAUUAAUGAUUUACAAAUUACUAAUAUAGACAGAGAUAUUUUGGAUUUCUGGAGGCUCUAUAAAGGAAUUACAAUUUAA